Molecule: messenger RNA, 1843 nt
Organism: Octodon degus (degu)
Lineage: Eukaryota; Metazoa; Chordata; Mammalia; Rodentia; Octodontidae
Gene: Rita1
Product: RBPJ interacting and tubulin associated 1
Exons: 3
Coding region: 41-940 (299 amino acids)
Biological process (GO): Notch signaling pathway; negative regulation of Notch signaling pathway; nuclear export
Cellular component (GO): cytoplasm; nucleus
Molecular function (GO): tubulin binding
Source: RefSeq, a predicted model, not a curated record
GAGGGGUCCAGACCUGGGGAGAAGGAGGCGCGGGGAGGAUAUGCCGAUGGUCGUACCCAACGCCUGCCAGCCAACAUGCUCAGGGAGCCCCAAAGACCUCCUGGCGGGCCAGGCGCCUCUGCUGUCACCCAAGGCAACAUGCGGCAUGGAGAUCCCCGUGAAGCAGGCCAUCCGUGGGACGCAGGCCCAGCACCUUCAGCUCCGCAGUCGCAGCCGGGGCGGCUGUCGGGUCAAGGCCAGGGCAUCCUAUGUAGAUGAGACUCUGUUUGGCAGCGCUGCGGGCACCCGGCCUCUCUUACCAGACUUUGACCCACCCUGGGUGCAGAAGACUAGUAGAGCCAGAGCAGUGGGCUCCAAGGCGUUACAGAGCUCUCCAGGCAAGGGGAGCUGUGAGGCCACCCCCUCCGGGGGCAGUACCCCAACCCUCAUGCCAAGGAAGAAGAACAGAUACAGACUGAUCGCCCACACUCCGUCUUACUGUGAUGAGUCGCUCUUUGGCUGCCGGCCUGAGGACACCAGCUGGGAGGCCUCCCGCCUGGCAAAGGGGGAUGCUUCGAAGCUGCACAGCCUCUUCUGGACACCGCCUGCCACCCCCCGGAGCAGUGACUCUCCCAGCCCCAGGGAAGCCCCACUGGGUGCUGUUCAUCCAGGUGAUCCUUCCAGAACACAGCCCCAGGGGGCAGCUGGCUCCCCCAGACUCUCCUUGUUCAGCUCCGAUGCCCUGCGCCCUCUGAGGCAGGAGCGCUCCCAUUCCCUCACCUGCCUCAGCGUCCCCAGUGCCCCCCACACAAAAGGGACUCAGGACCCCAGGCCUUCCCCUGCAGGGGUGACAUUCCGGACUCCCCUGGUGACUCCCAGGGCUCGCUCAAUCAGUGCUUCAGUGCCAGCUACCUCCCGGCGAGGCAGGGCCACCCAAAAUCCAAAGCCCCCCUGGAGGUGAGCUGCUCUCACAGCUUGCCUGUGGGGUCCCUGGAAGGGAUGCCGCAUCUUCUGGAUCCCCUUGCUGGAGAAGCUCCGCAGGCCCAGUGGCACAGAAGGGCUGUGCCUCCCCACUCCACUUGCUCCUUGCCUUCUCUCUCCCUAACAUGCCCAUGAGCUGCUCUGUGAGACAUUCCCCCUGGUCUGGCCUGGCCACACCACUAAUCAGUGCCAAUCUAGGGCCUCUGCCUCCCACUGUCUGGUGCCCACGUGUGAUUUGCCAGCCAGGAGGGGUCCUUCCUUCCCUCCCUUCAAGCCAGCUUCCUGCUUAGGACUCAGGUCCGCCUGAAUCUGGAGGCUAUAGAGGAGCAUUCUCUGAAAUCUGUGUGCUUAUGUCCACGUAUUAAAUAUAUCUGUAGCUCAUCAAAGCCACAAGUGUCACUAAUUUGGUUUGCCCUUAGCAUGGUCACGGUGAGACCUGAGCUCCCUGCGCGGUUAGAGCUGCUCCUGGGAACCCAGUGUCCUACUCAAGUAACUUGGACUUUGGGUUCUUGCCCCCCUGCCCUCUGCACUGUAUUCAAGGGAGCCCAGGGGGAAGCCUCAGCACAGGGUACCAUGGUGCCUUUAUUCUCAGGAAGGGGAGGUAGAUAACACACAAGGGACCUCGGUGGCCAGGGCCAGGGCCAGCAUCUGAAAGCCUGCAGGGGUCAGAUGGGCCACAGGAGAACCAAGUCAGCUGCACUCAGCACAGACAGACUUCGCACUUUGUGUUGGGCUUUUGAGAAUGGGGUCUCAUUGUGUAGCUCAGGCUAUCCUGGGACUCUCAGCGAUCCUCCUGCCUCAGCCUCCCAAGUGCUGGGAUGACAGGCACAUGCUGUCACAUCCAGCUAAUGCAUUGUGAAUGUGUAGGAUGUCUUUAAACUGC